GCACCGCGGUCGCUCCACCUAUUGCAUGCACUUGCACCUAAGCACUACGCUCGCGAACCCAAAGACCAGUCUUGUCCUUUGUCGCGAAAAUAAGUAACCAAUCCCCUCCCACGGGUUGUUCCGCAUGACUCGUCUUUGCACUGUUGUGACCAACCGAUUUUUCCCCCCCGAGCCCCGCAGUAAAUAAAUCCACGUCAACGACAGCGGUGGUCUGGAAAACCCAGAAGCGAGAAAAAGUAACGGAUUGCCGGUAGCGAGGGCGCGUGAAUCCCGGGAGUCAGCGAAAAUUUCGAAAAUCGACCGACCAAUCAACAAUCGGUCCCCGUUGUUGCUCAGCAAACACGGCGGCGAAAAAACGUGCGUCUCGAGGAUAAGGAGCCGGGCGCACAAGAAGCUUAUCCUGGGAAUGCAUAAGACUCGACGAAAAACUCGCAACUUGCUGUUUUACCGCUGAGCCGGCCCAACGAGCCCCUCGGACAGCCCACAGGAUCGGACGACGCGGGUAUACAAGCUUUUACCGAUCUCUUAUAUAUACGUAACGAUAAUACAUAAUAUACCACACCGGCGUGCCUAAACUGUUCGUCGGCGCGUGUGCUUUUGUCUGUGUGUGGGUGUACAUACAUGUGUGUGCGGGUGUUUGCCGUCGGCGAGCACUUGUUGGCUUGAUUGGCGUGUCCAGCUUCCUUCCCCGUUGAUUUGCUCAGCUGGUAUACAUAAUCAAUCAAUUGUUCUGGAUAGUUGAAUAUCAUACAACAAAUAUAGUUAUGACUAGCGUGAAUGGAGUGAAAGACAGGAAAGAUACCGAAGUUACCGCUCAGAUAAUCAAGGAUAGUCAGGAUGAACGCAUGGAAGCUUACGGUUUCGAGGUGCAUCUCAUCUACACGUUACUCACCUUCGUCGCCUGCGUCCUGAGCCUCGGCUCCCUGCGUCUCUUCUUCCACUGGUACCCGCACCUCUACCUCUACGCCACCCACAAGAAGUGCGACCUCGGCCGAGCUACCAAAAUCCUCGUCGUUGAUGACUACCAGGGCAAGUACAAGUCUUACAUCGUCAAGGAAGUCAAGACGGUGUCUACCAAGAAUUUGAGCGCGAAAUCCUUGGGGCGCAAGUUCGAGCGGUCGAGCGCCGAGCUGGUGGAGAAGGUACGGGACGGUUGGCUCGAAUUGAACCUCGAGAACGGGAGCAAGAGAAGGGUCCAGGAGUACAGGGCGUUCUCGUGCAAGAAGCAGUGCUACGUGUGGGAUGAUAAACAAGCCGAGUUCUCGAAGCUGGCGAGCGUCGAAAGGUACGCCCUGUGCGUUGACCUGCACGCGGAGAAGGCCAAGGGAUUAUCGCGCGAGGAACAACUGCUACGCCGCCUCAUGUACGGAUACAACGAGAUUCUCGUGCCGGUGCAGAGCUUCCGCGUCCUGUUCGUCCUCGAGAUCCUCAAUCCGUUCUACGUCUUCCAAGCCUUCAGUCUGGUCGUUUGGUUCAACGAGGGCUACGUCCACUACGCCGUGGCCGUCGUCCUCAUGUCCCUCUUCGGCAUCCUCUCCUCGAUCAGGCAGACCCGCGCGAACCAGAUCAGUCUGAGGAACACGGUCGCCUCGACGGAGAGGGUGCGCGUGUUGCGCAGCAGCGGCGAGUACGAGAGCAUAUCGAGCGACGAGCUCGUACCCGGGGACAUAAUCGAGCUGCCGAGGCACCGGGCCGUGGUCGCGUGCGACGCCGUUCUACUGACGGGCAGUUGCAUCGUCAACGAGUCGAUGCUCACGGGUGAAUCGGUCCCGGUGACCAAGACGCCCCUGCAGUCGCACGCCGUGCUCUACGACGCCAGGGGACACUCCCACCACACGCUCUUCUGCGGCACUACCAUCAUCCAGACAAAGCAGUACGGGGACAAGCCGGUGCUCGCCAAGGUCAUCCGUACCGGGCUGUGGACGACCAAGGGCUCGCUGGUCGCCGCUAUACUCUACCCACCGCCCACCGACUUCAAGUUCGACCAGGACUCGUACAAACUCGUCGGGAUCCUCAUCGGGGUUGCCUUCCUCGGCUUCUUCUACACAUUGGCCGUCAUGAUCGCGAGGGGCAACACGCUCACCAACAUACUGAUAAAGACCCUCACGGUGUUCACGAUCGUCAUACCACCGGCCCUGCCCUCGGUCAUGGCAGUGGGCAAGAUGUACGCGAUAUUCCGGCUGAAGAAGAGACAGAUCUACUGCAUCAACACGCGAGCCAUCAACAUAUCCGGCAGCAUAGACUGCGUCUGCUUCGACAAGACAGGAACUCUGACAGAGGACGGGUUGGACAUGAUGGGCGUCGUGGUGCACGAGGGAAACAAGCUGAGCCAGCCGGAAAAGGACGUCACUAAGCUUAGGGACGCGCGGAUAUUCAAGGGGAUGCUGGUGUGCCACAGCCUUACGAUCAUCAACGACGAGCUCAGUGGUGAUCCCUUGGACGUGAAGAUGUUCGAAAGCACCGGGUGGGAGCUGUACGAGCCGGAACUGAUAGCCGAUCCGAUCCACCGGGGCUCGAGUCUCCAGGCCCUGUCGAUAAUCCGAGCGCCCAAGUCGAGCAAAGACAACGACGACGACGACGACGACGACGGGAGCAUGGAGAUCCUGCAGCAGUACCAGUUUUCUAGCACGCUCCAGAGGAUGUCGGUGAUAGCGAGGAGGCCCAAGGACGGCCGGUUCGUCGCCUACACCAAAGGCUCGCCCGAAAUGAUACUGAGCAUGAGCCUCAGCCGGAGCGUGCCUGCGGAUAUCAUGGACACGCUCAGGUGCUUCACCGAGCAGGGAUACAGGGUCAUUGCCGUGGCUUGCAAGGACAUCGAGGCACCCGAUGGACAGGUGCAAAAAAUCCCAAGGGAAGAGGUGGAAAAGGACUUGGAGUUUCUCGGCCUGAUAAUCCUCGAAAACAGACUAAAGUCCUCGACGAUCAAAGUGAUCAAGGAUCUCAGGGAAGCCAACAUCAAAACCGUCAUGAUCACUGGCGACAAUAUCCAGACGGCAAUAAGCGUGGCCAAAGAGUGCGGGAUAUUGUCGCAGAGCGAGAUAGUCGUGAGCGUCUCGGUCGUGCCGUCCGACAACAAAGACAGGCCCGAGAUCUACUUCAACGCGCAGGGAGCGCUGCAAUUGGAAAAGAAACUCAAACCCUCGUCCCUUGACGACCUGGAGUUCGGGGGCUACUCGAAAAAUUACAAGUUCGCGCUGACGGGCGACACGUGGCAGUUGUUGCGCGAGCACUACAACGAAUUGCUGCCGAGGAUUUGCACCCGAGGUGUCGUCUUCGCCCGAAUGAGCAGCGAUCAGAAGCAGCAGCUCGUCGUCGAACUCAUGCAGCUCGGCUAUCACGUCGCCAUGUGCGGCGACGGUGCAAACGAUUGUGGCGCACUUAGAGCCGCUCACGUCGGGAUUUCGCUCUCCGAAGCGGAAUCGAGCGUGGCGAGUCCCUUCACAUCCCGAGUUCCGGACAUCACAUGCGUGCCCACGGUCAUCCAACAGGGCAGAGCCGCCUUGGUCACCUCGUUCGGGAUCUUCAAGUUCACGGUCUGCUACUCCCUGACCGAGUUCGUGAGCACCAUCAUCCUCUACUCCAUAAGUUCCAAUUUCACUGGCCUGCAGUUUUUCUACGUGGACGUUUUCGUUUUCGUCAACUUUGCCUUUUUUUUCGGCAAAACCGAGGCGUACGAGAAACUAGCCAAAACACCGCCCACCUCGAGCCUCGUGAGCUUCACGCCGUUGUUCUCCAUCACCGUGCACACGAUCAUCAUAGCAAUGUUCCAACUAAUCGCGUUCCACGUGGUCCAGCAAUUCUCGUGGUACAAGGCCAUGGUGUGGGACGACGAGUACCGUUACGACUGCUACGAGAACUACUCGGUGUUCAGCCUCUCGACCUUCCAAUACAUCAUCAUAGCCAUCGUUUUCUCUAUGGGUAAACCCUACCGUCUGCCCAUUCACACCAACAAGUGCUUGGUGCUGUCCAUCAUCGUCGUGACCCUCGCCAACGCUUACAUCACCCUGGAUCCGGCCAAGUGGACGAUCGAUCUACUCGAGCUCCAGAUGCCACCUGUUUACGACUGGAGAUACGCCAUAAUCGUCCUUGUCCUCGUCAACGGCCUCGUGAGUAUCUGGUUCGAGUCGUUCGUUGUGGAGUACCUCAUCCAGCGCAAAGUCGGGCCCAGACUCUACAAGCCUGAAAAAUCCAAAAAAGAGUACGUGUUGGUGGAAUGCGAGCUCAGGAGGGAGCCCGAUUGGCCACCGAUCAGUCGCGAGUUACCGAGCUUACCGAUCACCCCCAGUUACGAGAAUAUCGUCAAUUCGGAGCGAAAGGCUAGCAUCGCGGAUUUGGAUUUUGUCUACGUCGUCAACGAGGACGAGAAAAAAGCUUGUGUUGGGCUCAAGGAUGGAAUCGAUAAUCCGGCGUUUAGCAGUGACGUGCAGGAUAAUGAGAUUAACCAAGCGUACUAAUGGAUUUUUCAAUCAUAGUAUUAUUAUUAUUGU
Molecule: messenger RNA, 4487 nt
Organism: Copidosoma floridanum
Lineage: Eukaryota; Metazoa; Arthropoda; Insecta; Hymenoptera; Encyrtidae
Product: polyamine-transporting ATPase 13A3
Biological process (GO): intracellular calcium ion homeostasis; polyamine transmembrane transport
Cellular component (GO): membrane
Molecular function (GO): polyamine transmembrane transporter activity; ATP hydrolysis activity; ATP binding
Source: RefSeq, a predicted model, not a curated record